CUUAUACACUGCCAUCUGAUAUGUCACUGUACACAUAUUGUUAAGUCUACUAAAGGGCAGUUCUUGUCAUGGAGGGCUCCCCCUUCAGAGCCGGCUCACGAAGCCACGCAACUCGUAGCUUUGUUCGAGCCAUGAGUAAAAUGGAGCUACAGCGUAAAUGGAGUCUGGGGCUACCGGUCGAGGCUAAGAGCGGUGAAGACCUUCGGAGGCACUGCCUGCUCAAGGCCGCCAAAGCAGCACUUAUGGCUGUCGAUUUGAGGCUCGCGCAAGGGGCGCCGUCCAGCGCACCGGUGGACCCCUCAGCGCGCACUCUGGUUAUUGACCUUGAGUGCCUGUGUAGCAACGUUUGCUUUUACGACCGCACGCAAGGCUUCGUACAACGGGUGCUACCACGCCCCCACGUGCGCCUGUUCCUGGAGAGCGUGCGCGCGCAUUUCCGCCUGGCGGUGUGGAGCAGCCGCAGCCGCGCAUGGAUGAGCUGUGCGCUGUGCACGCUGGACCCGGCAGCUGAGUUCCUUGACUUCCGGUCGCAGCUGGCCGCGGCCGCUUCGGAUGUGGACUACGAGACGGAAGGGCUGCCCACCAUUCUAGAUGACGGCCAGGGCGUGGACCCCUCCGACGUGGUGGUGGUCACGCUGUGCCGGGCCGCCUUCGGCUCUCUGGCGGACUCGGUCAUCGAGGUGCCUCCCUUCGAUGUGCAGGCGGCAGGCGCCGCCGCGGGGCAGUCCUACGACACGGUCCUGCUCAGCUUGGCGGCCCUGCUGGUCCGACACAUGGGCCUGAAUGCCGCCGGUGGCGCCGCAGACGCGGUCGCUGCCAACGGCGGCGCCGAUAGCAGCGACGAGCAGGAGCGGCGGCUGCGGCUGGAGGAGAGCGAUCCGGGCAGCAGCGGCUCGGGUGCCGCGGCAGCGGCGCCGCCAGCGCCGCAACGGCGGCCUGUGCGUGAGGAGCUGCGGCGCCUGGGGCUGUCGGAGUCGCGCUUCGCCGAGGCCGCGCUGGGGCUGCUAGGCGGCGAGUGCCCAGCGGCCGUGUCAUAUGUCCUUGAAGACAUGGCGCCGCAGCGCAACCCCCAAGCACCGCACCCGCAGGGCCGCCUGCAUGCACACGCAGGCAGCAGCGCCAUGGCCGCAGCAGCCGGGCCGCUCGGCGCGCCCGAGGUGGUGCUUGAAGAGGAGAUUGGGGGCGCGGGUGAAGCUGGGCCGUCGCCACCGCCGCAGCAGCAGCAGCCGUGGCACCAGCAUGAGGCGGCCACCGACCUGACGCCGCUGCAGCUCUCUCGGCUGGAGCUUGUGGACUUGCGUGCCGACAUGGGGUUGCCAGCCUCUCCCGUCUCCCCUGCCGACCUCCCCUCCCCAUCCUCCUUGCCUGCCGCGUCGCCAGCAGCCGCCGCGGCCGCAUCCUCAGCUGCCUCUCCCCCGGGGUCCUCAGCCUGCUCUGGCACCUCCUCAGCCUUCUCCGCGAGCGGCAUAUCAACCCCACGCUGGAGCGCCGCCUCGGCCGCCCCGGGCUCGGCAGGCGGCGCUGCUGAUGAGAAAACUCCUGGCACCCUCGUGCCGUCAUGCCUAUCGCUGCGCUGGCGCUCGGCCCGGCGCCGGGCGCUGGACCAGGGCGACCAGUCCUGCGAGUCCACAAGCAGCUGUAGCACGCCGGCGGCACCUGCUGAGUUGGGCAGCACACCAGGCACCGGAGCGCAGCCCAGGCCCGCGUCACCGCUCAAGGCAGCCUUCCGGCGUCUCACUGCCGUCGUGCGCAAGUCGCUGCGCAGCCGCGCUGCAGAAACCGUCGACGCACUUGCGGGGGCCGCGGCUCCGGAGGCCGGAACCCACAGCCCAAGCAGCUUAGUUCAGGCAGCAACACCUGCACCCUACUGCAGUCAUGUGGGCGCACAUGCCCCGAGCGCGUUUGCCGCCGCGGCAGCGUGUGACGAGAGCAGCGUCCCGUCGGAGCCGGAGUCAUGUGGUGCCGUGGUGCAGUCGACUGUGUCUGUGUCGGCGGGGAGUGGCUUCCGCGUGCCAAGGCCCGGCAACGAGUCCUCCGAGCUCCUCGCCCAACGCUACAGUGACCAGAGCGACAGCAGUCGGAGGUGUUCCACAAGCGCAGCGUGGAGCGUCUGCAGUGCUGCCACCCUCGGCAGUGGCUUGAGCGGCAGCACGGUCGCGUCCAGCGUGAGCGGCUGCGUUAGUGCUGGCCAUGACUGCCUCACGUACGAUAGCAGUGGCAGCGUAGGCAGCAGUGGUGGCGGCGCAGCGGGCAUGCUGCGGCCCUUACUUACGCGUGGCCGCAGCAGCGAGACCCUGUACAAGGUGCUGGGCGUCACGCAGCCGGUAAGGAGCGCGGCAGCGCCCCACUGCGCAUUGACGCAGUCAGCGGCGGCGGGCGCGGCGACGUUGACGCACUGCAAAGAUGCUGACGCCGAUGCACCAGCGAUGGCCGCUGCGGCGGCACGCAUGCUGAAUGCUGCGAUGCGGGUUCGCUGCCCCGAGCUCCCGGGCAGCCGUAUCGCACUGCUGUGUGGGCAGCCGACUUCCGCCGGGUCCCCCGCAGAGGGCCUGCGAGCCAAGUCCGGCUUUGUGACUCCCGUGCGCGCCACCCUCGCGUUGGGCAACGGUGCAUACGCCGCCGCGGACUCUGCAGCCGACGCACCCGGCAAGCGUCUGCCAGUGCAGGACCUACCAUGUGCAACCGGAGCUGCGAGCGUGUCGUGUGACGUUCCACUGCCUGCAAUUGCGACGGAGCCGGAGGCAUGCGUCGACUUGAUGGUGCCACUUGAGGGCGCUGGCGCCGACACGCAGGAAGCUGCGCAGGCAUGGACGCCAGCGGCAUCCGAGGGCGAUGAGCGCAGCAGCCGCCCCAUGCCGAUUUCCGCUGCUGCCCUGUCCUCUGCCUCCUUCACCUCGAGCUCCUCCGCAGCCGCGGCGGCGGUGUUUGGCGAGGGCUGCAGCGGCGGCGGCAGCCGGGUCGGAAGCCUUGAAGCCCUGGAGCGUGCGUCGCUUUCUGAGCCGGGCAUGCUGUCUCGAAUGGAUCCGCCGCUGAGCCUGCACCGCACACUCGAUGACAGCUUUGAUGAAGAGCUGAUGUGAUCAUGACCGGCCGUGUCUACACGAACAGGCAUGCUACCGGCUGUGCAUGCUUGAACCAGACCGCAUCAGUAGCAGUUGGAUGGUUGGCGCAAUGCACCUGUGGCAUGUGUUGCAUGCUGAAAGCUGUGACCCGCCAUCCAAAUGAUUCUGGUUGAGCAGGAUUAUACAAGACAUUUACUGUCCUUUGAAUGUCAGGAGGCACUGAGUUAGUCGAACCCGAGUGAUACGAAAACGUACGCUAGGAUGUACAGUUUGACUGCUGUUGAUUGACGACAUGGCAGUCCGCCAUUGCAUAGCCUUCACACACCGGAUGGGUAUCCCGGAAGAGUAUGUUGAUUCUCGUGGUGCACUGAUGCCUGCAUGUUUGUGCAUGGUGCGGAGUGAGUGUGCAGGAGUGACACCUGUGCGUUGCUUAACGUCAAUAAACAUGAAGGCAGGUCCGUCGCUAGGGCCUUAGUGAAAAUUGAGGGAAGUUUGGGUUGCCUGCAUUACAACAUUCAGGAGGAAGCCAUAACCCGGGUGCUACAUGAGUACAGAGGCUACACUGCGCAACACAUCUUCGAAUAGUUUCGUUCAUACCGCGCAAUUUAAUAUAAUACUACCGGCGUCAUGUACGUACAGUAUUAUGAUAAGGCUACAGAACUGCGGCUCACGACUGCGUAUUGCGCAUGGCAUGCCCGCCGCGAUGCAGCGGGUGUCCGAAGCUUAAGGCAUACCGGCAUCCCACCCGGUUUCUGUCGGUUUUUCCGGAGGAGUUAGCAACUUACAUGCUUUCCAUCCAUGCAAGCAAAAGCUAUCAAGCCGAAACAUUUGGCGUUUGCCAAGUAAUUUAAAGUGGAUGCUGGGAGCGGGCAGAUAGUUUUGUCGCUGUAGUUGUCGUUGCGUUGAGCUGUAUGAGCGGUGAUUAGGGCUCAACCAAUAGCGUGUGCGCCGCCGGAUGCAAGUCAUCCAGGCACGUGGAAAUGCAGGGCCACCAGAGGGCGGCGGACACGUGGUAUGCUCUACUUGGGGUCCGGCGCUGCAGCCCUGUAUGAUGUGGUGGGGUUCUGGAUGCAAGGCCAGGUGCCUGGCCUCUGAUUCCGGUCGAGUGUGGUCUGAAGCAGCAAUCGGUUGCCCGACUGGUGGCAGGAUGAAUGUCAUGGGGUCCAUGCAAGACUGAGUCAAGCGCAGGGCCGUGCGCGCGACAGGGUGUCACGCAGCACCCGGCAUUGCAGCGCUGUCAGACCAGAGCCUUGCCGUGUCUGCUAUCUAAUCCAGGCUGGCUACGCCUCGACUGGUGCCAUGAACAGCCAAACCGGGCAACACCACCUGCGCCUUCGUCCACGGCCAUUGUGUGUCAACCGUUGUGGUGAGCGGCGCCGCAUCAUGCUCUUGUUGCCAGCCGUUGGCCGUGGCCGUGGAGUAUGAUAAGCGUUUCAGCGAGACACGGUAUGGGAUGAAGCCAUGAAGGGUGCUUAGAAGAGUGCCUCC
This is a messenger RNA of Chlamydomonas reinhardtii, 4550 nucleotides long. RefSeq lists its product as uncharacterized. NCBI's taxonomy places the organism in Eukaryota, Viridiplantae, Chlorophyta, Chlorophyceae, Chlamydomonadales, Chlamydomonadaceae. The record is from RefSeq and is a predicted model, not a curated record. The transcript is spliced from 5 exons. Bases 141 to 3080 code for a protein of 979 amino acids.